AUGGCUAUUUCCAACACAUACAAUAAUUCUCACAUUGGGACCAACAACGUCCAGUCCGUUGAUAACAGCAAACAUGUUGGCGCCGUCAAUAAUUUGUCGGACAUGUUCAACUCUCAGUGCCACAACAGCGGUUACACCCCCCCGAGCGCGCGCUUCGUCGGAGGUCAUGCUAAUUACAGCCCCCAGAACGGAAACUCCAAUUUCUUUGAAACCCACCGACAACAAGCAGCGAAUGGUAUGCCUUAUGGAUUCCCUUUCACCGGCAUGUAUGGGUCUUCUCCGGGUGGUACGCCCUUUGGUUCCCCACCCAAUGGUUCGUGGUCACCCCAGCCAGCCCCCCAACCAGCCCCCCAACCAUCUUACUCGAACCAAGGAUUCCAUGCACCCGAGCCGCAGCAGGCGUCGACGAUGCCCUCCACAGAGCCUGUCCCCCACACCCAGCCUGCCGCGGCACCCCCGCCAUUGGCACGGCGCAGUGUCUCUGAUCCUUCAGGCGACGAACAAAGUACUCCGUCCCAUGCUCAAGGAGAGAGUCAACCCUCCCCCUCUAAGAAGCCCCGUUUCUCUAUACACAACCCGUUCAGACGCUCCCGUACUUGA
Molecule: messenger RNA, 600 nt
Organism: Pleurotus ostreatus (oyster mushroom)
Lineage: Eukaryota; Fungi; Basidiomycota; Agaricomycetes; Agaricales; Pleurotaceae
Exons: 3
Coding region: 1-600 (199 amino acids)
Source: RefSeq, a predicted model, not a curated record